Molecule: messenger RNA, 2292 nt
Organism: Pectinophora gossypiella (pink bollworm)
Lineage: Eukaryota; Metazoa; Arthropoda; Insecta; Lepidoptera; Gelechiidae
Exons: 2
Coding region: 1-2292 (763 amino acids)
Molecular function (GO): nucleic acid binding; zinc ion binding
Source: RefSeq, a predicted model, not a curated record
AUGGAUAAGCAGCUCGAAAAUUCUAUUCCGCCGGCGGGCACUCCAAGUGAGCGACCCCGCCCCUCUUCGGAGGGCAAGCCCCAUACGUAUACGGCGGGGGGCAAAGACUGCUUCGUAGGUCGGCAAGAUGCCGGCCUCCGUGAACACGACAAAGGCAAUGGAAAUGGCUCAGGAUUAGGCUUAAGUUUUGACGGAAGGAAAGAGAAGGAGGAGAAAGAAGGAGGGCGUGAUCUGCGAAGUCGUAGAAAUGUAUUCUACCCGGCUUUCGCUGAAUCCGGAGUGGUUGCAAGCGCGUCAGCACCAUCACCGCUUCCCGAAGCGAUGGUGGUCCUGGAGCGUAUCCCAAUUCCGGAAAUCGAGGAGAAGAUCGACAUGGAAGUCGAAGUCGAGAAGGAGGCAUCGUCUGCUGGGACGGAUACCAGCCUGGUCACAGUACGAUCCAGGUCGGGGUCCCCUGAGACCAGGAGCCACUUCUGGGCAGAGGAGGGCCCAAAGAGGCGUCGCCUAACGACGGUAUCGUCGGAGUCGGCGUCGCCCUCGGGCAGUGACAGUGAAGCAUCUGCCAGUAAAGGCAGAGCCCGCCGCACUACCAGCGGUAAAUACGUCGGUCUGUCUAAGGCACAGGCAGACGUUGUAGCAGCGAAAAAGGAGUUCUUGAAAACUCAGGCCGCAGAGGAGAUAGCAGAGUUCGCCAACCGAACUCUCCAGACUAGGGUGCCGCGUCUGUCAGGAUCAUCCUCUGUGAACGAGAGUGAAGCUCCUCAUCGGGACAUUAACCAGCAGGUGCUGGGUGCCCUAGAAGUUGUGGAGAAGGUAGCCAGUAAAUCUGGCAACCUAAAGGGCACCUCAGUACGGGCUCUGAAGGACGCAAAGUCGGCCAUCAAAGCUGCUUGGGAUGUCUUAGUCGAGCGGACAUCCACGGAUGUAACCAGACAACUACAGGCAGACAACGCCCGCAUCUUGGCGGACAACGCCCGCCUGCAGACUCAACUGACCAGCCUCCACAACGAGCUCGUCAAUGUCAAGGUGGAGAUGGAGCUACUGCGAAAGCUACAGGGUGCUCCUGCGUCAGCUCCAGUUACGACUGGAGAGUCGCCCGCUGCAUCGCGGUCUACUCGCGGCCAGAAGCGGCCAGAGUCGGCCGUCCCAGCCACAAGCAAGGAGGACGAACUAGCGCGAACCAUCAUGGUCCAAGUAGGGACGAUGGUCAAUGCGCGCCUCGAUGCUCUAGAAGGCAGACUUCUCCCGGAGAAGAGAUUGCGUCCGCCACUGUCGGUCGACAGCAAGCGUUCGCAAGCUUCUCCGGUGGCUAAGGCAACCCCGCAAGCGCCUAUGCCUCGUGCCCCUCGACCGAUUCCCCCUGCGCCUUCUACAAUGGAGGUGCCGUGGAACGUCGUUGCCAGAAAGGACACCAAGAAGACCACCCCCACUCAGACAAAGAGUGGCCCGGUUAAGCUGCGUCCUCCUCGGACGGCGGCUGUCGUGUUGACGCUCCAACCGGGUGCGGAAGAAAAGGGGGCCUCUUACGCUGGAGUGCUGGCUGAGGCCAGGUCCAAAAUCAAACUGGACGAGUUGGGCAUCAGUGCAGUCCGGUUUCGACGAGCUAUGACUGGCGCCCGCAUCCUUGAGCUGUCUGGAACCACCAGCAAUGACAAGGCGGACUCCCUCGCACAGAAGUUGAGGGAGACAUUGAGCGAGGAUGUGGUCCGGAUAAAUCGGCCUAUAAAGACUGCGGAGAUGCGCAUUUCCGGUUUGGACGACUCAGUCACCGCUGAGGACUUGGUGGCAGCGGUGGCUCGAGCUGGCCAAUGCGAUGCCGUUCAGGUUAAGACCGGCGAAAUUCGCCGGAAUAUAACCGGUCUCGGCUCGGCAUGGCUGCGCUGCCCAGUGGCUGCCGCAAAAAAGGUGUCGGAGGGUGGUCGGCUGCUAGUCGGCUGGGUGGCGGCUCAAGUUAAGCUGCUAGAGACCCGGCCGAUGCGCUGCUACCGAUGUCUAGAACCUGGACACGUCUGGGUAUCAUGUGUUUCGGAGGUGGACAGAAGUGGUCUCUGUUACCGCUGCGGACAGCCCGGCCACAUAGGCCAACAGUGCUCAGCCGCGCCCCAUUGCACUAUAUGCGAGGCUAGCGGCAAACCUGCGGACCAUCGGAUGGGGGCAUGUGUUACUCCAUCCAAACGCAGGAAUGGUAGAAAGAAGGCUAGCGAUGGCUCCAGGGUCUCCUCGCAGCCUGUGCGCCCACCAGCGAAUGCUGGAGCUAGGGCAGAGGGGGAACCGACAAUGGCUGUUGAUUAA